AUGGAUGGCAGAAGGUGGGGCGGAGAUGGUGGUAGAGGCAGACCAAAGAGGAGCAGAGUAAGUGCUACUGACGGCGGAAAUGAACCAAGAGAGGGCUCCACUUCGCCCACGGCAACACAGAAUCCUUCUGCUGUCAUCGGCCAAGAACAAGAAGCAGAACCAAGGAGAUUCACCUCGCAUAAUUAUACUCGAUCACCUUCUCGGUCUCCACCACAAAGUCGUCCACCUAUUAGACGUACUCCUUCAUAUCCACCGCCUCGUACAUUUCCUCCCUCAUGUCAACCUCCUCGGCCUCCACCACAAAGUCGUCCACCUAUUAGACAUACUCCUUCAUAUCCACCGCCUCGUACAUUUCCUCCCUCAAGUCAACCUCCUCGGCCUCCACCGCAAAGUCGUCCACCUAUUAGACGUACUCCUUCAUAUCCACCGCCUCGUACAUUUCCUCCCUCAUGUCAACCUCCUCGGCCUCCAACUCCAACGGCACCAAUUCUUCCUCCUCGUCCUCUAAAGUCGUUUCCGCAAAGAGCAGAACAACCGCUAAGGCAACCAAGUCUAGCAUUAAGCCCCCGACAUUCCUCUCCAGUUGCCUUUUUCAUCGCCUUUCUGAAGAUCGACCGCAAAGGAACCAGCCGACGACAACCACAAAGAGAAAGAGAUCAGAGAAAAGCAAGGAUGGCAAUGAUGAGGAAGGAGAUCCUCGUCGACCAGCAAGCGGCAUCGUCAUCAGGGACCAACAACCGCCAAGUAGUAACAGAUCUAGAGAGGCUCAACAAGGCAAUUCUGAUGAUCCUGACCCAGACCAUAGUUUGUCUCGCAUGA
Gossypium raimondii (Peruvian cotton) is the source of this 819-nucleotide messenger RNA. RefSeq names its product extensin. NCBI's taxonomy places the organism in Eukaryota, Viridiplantae, Streptophyta, Magnoliopsida, Malvales, Malvaceae. The transcript has 2 exons. The coding region runs from base 1 to 819 and encodes 272 amino acids. The record is from RefSeq and is a predicted model, not a curated record.